Diaporthe batatas is the source of this 1407-nucleotide messenger RNA. RefSeq lists its product as uncharacterized. The record is from RefSeq and is a predicted model, not a curated record. The coding region runs from base 1 to 1407 and encodes 468 amino acids. Lineage: Eukaryota; Fungi; Ascomycota; Sordariomycetes; Diaporthales; Diaporthaceae. The transcript has a single exon.
AUGUCAUCGCAAGACGGCAGUCUAGCUGGCAGCGACGCCCCUGGCCGAAAGCUACUGAGCCUCGCACCGGAGGUUGUCGAGCAUGUCAUUAAGCAAGUCGAAGGCAAGAAAGACCUGUCAAACACACGGCUGGUCUGCAGGGAACUAGACAGGCACGCCGCCAAGGUUCUCUUUGAGGUCGUUUUCCUCUCCCCGUCGAAAAAACGCAUCAAGACCUGGAACAGUAUCAGCCUGGACGAAAACAUUCGGCGGAUACCUCGUCACGCCGUCAUCCACACGCACUCAGACAUCAAGGAUCACGGCCUCGGUGCUGGCACAAGGGAGCCGGAGGGGAAUGGCGAUAAGUUCCAUGAGGCUCUUGCUGCGCUGUCGAGGCUGCCCAACCUUGGCUCCAUUGAAAUUGCCUUCACCCCCGAGUGCUUGGGUGAGCGUGAGAACAGACGGUGGGAGGAAGUGGCAGAGGACGCGUCGAGUCGCAGGAAGAAUCUGGAGCUUAUCUUCCAAGCCAUCAGAAACAGGGCGGCAGACGAGGGGAACAGGACAAUAAAGAAGUUGACAAUUACCAACCUUCAGAAUUGCCCCAUCCCCGGAUUCACCUCCUCCGACCUCUUUCGCGACGUCAUGGGCCAGCUCGAUGAGUUGCACCUGUCUCUUAUCCAGGAGUACAAUGAAGCCGGCCCGGACCAUGAUUACGCACGCGUCGAGCUGCAGACCUUCCCUGCUCACCUGUGCUCCGAGUGGCUGAGACCGAUCUCAGGGAACCUCAAGGCAUUAUCCCUCUACCACAAGACGGACAAUUGGGGCCCCUUCCCGGGCUACUUCGACCCCAGCGGUAUCUUGUUCCCGAAGCUUGAGACGCUGGCCCUGGGGCAUUACACGCUUGCGCACGACGGCGACAUCGACUGGAUCCUGUCCAUCAAAUCGCUACGCAAGCUUAUCAUGCACAACUGCAUGAUUGCCUCCUGGAUAUGUAUCGACGAGCACAACAUGGCCCAGUGGAAGGUCCCGACCACGAAUUGGACCAGGCUGCCCGAUGAUGGCGAGUACAGCAACGGUGAACACUUCUCGUACGGUGGCAAGUGGAGUCAUUUCCUGGACCGCAUCGCCGCAGACUUGCCCAACCUGAUGGACUUCCGAUUCGACCAAAUCUCUUAUCGGGACAAAACACCGUAUGGCCUCGAACACCGGGACACUUGUCGCGUCAGGAUCUCCCCCCAGCGGUACAUCUGUUUUGAUAACUGCAUCUUGCCCUCACAUUGGUCGGACGCGGAUGAUGAGGGUGAGAUGGAGUCUUGUCUCGAAGACGGGUUCCCAACCAAUGUUCACCAAGACAGCCUGGAGGAAGACCAGGAGAGCCUGGAUCGACUGCUGGAUAAGCUGAGGAAGUCGAGUACCGCCCAGACCUAA